GCACCGUUAUCUCUAAGCGCUCUAUCGCAAACCGGAAGCAGUUGUAUCCUCCCAAGCAAGCACGGUGUUGCGGUCGUGUUGUGCCGAUUAAAAGUCAGUUUUCAGGGGCAUAAGCCCUGAUUUAAAUCUUCAGCAAAUCUCUGACAGCCUCUGACACCAUGGCGCCCCUCCUGUUAAAGCACUUGGCUGCCUCCCUGACUCGCCAAGUGGUCCAGAUGAGCCGGUUAAAUCUGACCUUCUCUUCACCAGCAGCUAGUGCUUACAGAUGUAUCUACACUCUCACCACAGCUCCCCGCACACUGCUCCUGUCAUCAGCUGGAGUCAGCUCCAUCCAGCCUCCCUCGUCUGGCUCCUCUGCUCAAUGUGUACCAUCUCUGUUGGGACAGUGUCAGCAUCUUCCCUGCAUCCAGCCUUCUGCAGGGAUGAAAACCAAGUCUGCCCUGAAGAGACGCUGCAAGGACUGUUUUUUUGUUCGACGGAGGGGACGUUUGUUUGUGUUCUGCAAGACAAAUCCAAGACACAAACAAAGGCAGGGCUAAAAUGUUAAAUGAGAAAAUUGCUUUAAGAUAGUGAAUAUUUACCAGGACUGUGCUACAAUAAUAAAUUGUUUGGCUGAAGAACUUUCAUAGCUUUUUCUCACUCCUCUUAUGUUUCCCUCUUUUACAGCGACAGCCAGAAAUACGUAUUAUAGUGGUUGUUUUGUUUUUCCCCAUUCA
Toxotes jaculatrix (banded archerfish) is the source of this 716-nucleotide messenger RNA. It is a transcript of the gene mrpl36, whose product is annotated as mitochondrial ribosomal protein L36. Gene Ontology annotation, biological process: translation; ribosome biogenesis. Gene Ontology annotation, molecular function: structural constituent of ribosome. The transcript has 2 exons. Gene Ontology annotation, cellular component: mitochondrial large ribosomal subunit; ribosome. Lineage: Eukaryota; Metazoa; Chordata; Actinopteri; Toxotidae. The coding region runs from base 159 to 539 and encodes 126 amino acids. The record is from RefSeq and is a predicted model, not a curated record.